Molecule: messenger RNA, 3717 nt
Organism: Penicillium arizonense
Lineage: Eukaryota; Fungi; Ascomycota; Eurotiomycetes; Eurotiales; Aspergillaceae
Product: DUF3433 domain-containing protein
Exons: 3
Coding region: 1-3717 (1238 amino acids)
Source: RefSeq, a predicted model, not a curated record
AUGAACGAUGAGGCAUCCCGGGGGUUCUGGGCCCGGGGUCUUCCCCCGAUUCGUUUGCCUCGACCCCCAGCCCCGAACAGAGGUUGGCGCCCAGUGGCCCUGCGCCCGCCCUACCUUGUCGCCCUCGUAUGCCUGAUGUUGACGAUGCUGCUGUGCCUGGAGGGGCUACGGCAGUAUAGCUAUCGCGAAGGGGGUCUUUUCUUCUUCAACGAUACCGACGAUGUCUCCGCGAUCCAGACCUUCGCCUAUAAUUACGUCCCGAUUAUCAUUUCUCUCGUGCUUGUUUUGGUCUGGACCGUCACCGAUUUCGAUGUUCUUCGCCUGGAGCCGUACUUCCAGUUGUCACGCCCGGAAGGGGCGCCGGCGAGCGUCCUCUUCAUCAACUACAACUUUGGGCAAACCAUUUUGACCCCGAUCAACGCGGCACGCCGUCAUCACUGGCUAGUACUUUGGGUCUCGUUCGUGACGCUCUCGAUACGGAUGAUUCUUCCCGCCUUGCAGAGCACGCUGUUUGAGCUGCGCGAAGUGACGGUUAUCGACUAUGGAUCUAUGAAAAGUUGGCCUAAUUUAGUUGACCUGAGCACACAGACGAACUGGAUGUCAACUCAGGCAAACAACACUGUCGACUCCGUACUCUCUACAGACGAACAACUCCGCCGGUCUCGGUCGGCUCAAUACGCAGUGGCACCCGUCGAGAUUCCGGAUAGCGACCUGGAGGAAAGUACAACGUGGACGCUGGAUCAAACUUUGUAUUGGGCGCAAGUGUCCUGUGAGAAUGUUCUUAUUGGUGACAGCCUUACUGUGAGUAUCGAUGACACUGACGCGGAGUUUCCAAACAUCACCUGGAACGCGACUGGGAUUGACCUGGAAGAUGCGUACGGGGGAGCCAACAAAUGCACUCUCGAUUUCCAAUACGAGAGUGUCUUCUUUCCUCAAACCGACUACCUCCAAGUGCGUUAUUGGGAACCAGUUAUCAGUGAUGCUGCCAAGGAGUCUUUUCCGAGCCGAAGUCAGGCCUUUACAGCGUCCGGCUGCGAUCCUUAUGACCUUUAUGGCAUGAUUAUUGGGGUGAAUGCGACCAGCUCGACUUCGACGUCAAGCUCGACUCCGACGUCCAGCUCGAUCCAGUAUUCCGCGACGGGUGUCGCUUUCGCUUGCGACAUUCUGUAUCACAAAGCGGAGGCUCAAGUGAAUAUGCACUCGAACAGCUCCAUCAUGUCUAUCAAAAUCGACCCAACCACUACCCGCACGCUUACCGAUGCUGAGUUCAGCAUCGAGCACUUUCAAGCCCUGCUUUCCCAGCGCGCUCCGUACACGAGUGACUUGCUUUUUAUUCGUGAAAACGCUACCACAGGAGGACGCACGGUGACUGAGCUACCUGUGAUCAGCCAGGAACUAGGGGAACUUCAGCCGCUCUUGGUGCUCGACACGUCGACCGUCAUGACGGAAGCUGAAUUCGAAUCGAAGAUUGAACGUGAUGUAAAACAGACGUUUGUGUUGACACUCGGUCGCUUGUUUGAUCCAGACACUAAACCUACCAUUAUCCCGGCGUCACGCUUUUCCAACCAGGUUGCCAUCGCCGUCGUCGACUUUGCCGCUAUCUGGUCUGAGCUCAUAUUGGUUUCGGCGAUCUUGGCUGCUUUGUACCUCCUUUACACGUACCGUACGCGACCAAUCUUCCUCCAAAGCGAUCCGGGCUCCAUCGGUGCUAUGUGCAGUAUCACUGCGGAUGUCUUUCACCCAUCUAACAUCCUCGCCGAGCCAGUCGCUGAGUUUCAUCAGUUUUCCACACGUCAACUUCGGCGUAUCUUCAAAAAGGCUAGAUGUUACUGGCGACCGGGCCCUGGUGGCAAUCGGUUGGAGAUUCUUGCCGAAGAUGGCUCACCCGUUCAACUUGAUGAGAAUCUCCAAACCCAUGUUGAUCCGAUGCCUCACUUUCUCGUCAUUCCCUUCUUUCUCGUGGAGUUCCUAGCUUUGGCUGCUGUCAUCAUUCUCAUGGGACUGGUGAUUUCUUCCCUCCUCAAGGACGGCCGCUUCCGCCACCUGACUCAGGGCGACUCGAGCUCAUUCCAGGUUGUUCUUUCCUUCCUACCCUCGGUCGUAGCCUCGUCUGUGGGGUCUCUCUGCACCUCCAUCCACCGAAACCUUAGCGUUCUGGAGCCUUGGGUCCACCUUCAACGUGGGAAUGCGUCCGCACGAGCUUCCCUGUCCUUGAAUUACUCCUCCCAAAGUCCGUUUGCCAUUUUCUUCAAGUCUGUACGUGACAGACAUGUGUUACUGGGACUGGUCUCUAUAGCCUGUGUUGUCAAUAUGGCUCUCACUGUCGUGGCGGGCGGACUUUUCACGCAACAAAUGGCAACGUCUACUCUGGCAACCCAGGAUUUGACCAUGAACUACAGCCAAUCCAUCUUUUGGCAGACUGACUUUGCUGCUCAAUUCACUGAGUAUGACCUGAUACAGACCAGCAUCACCAGUGGAGUCCCUAUGCUGCCAUGGACAAGUCCUAACCAAUCUUUUGUUCCCGUCCACGUGAAAAACAGCGACGCUGAUGUGACUUACGGGGCAACAACCCUUGGGGUGGGUACCACACUGGAUUGUCAGACACUUUCAACCGACGCGCUUGUGCACAACGAAACCAGCGGUCGUCAAUAUUGGCGGUAUGAGUUGUUCGGCAACUCUUCGAUGGAGUGUACCGCAGGCAUGCCACCGCUAAAGGGCAAGGAUGAAGGAAUUGCUCUCUCCAUUCAUUUUCUAUCUCCAGAUGACACCGAGCAUUCUGACAUCUGUCAAACCUCGACUGUCUUGGUCGUUGGCCGGUGGGACUACUUGGCAGAUACGCCAAUCACCGACGACAAUACCAUUGCUUUGCAUUGUGAGCCUCAGGCCAAACUGCAGGACUACUCUAUCAAUUUCGAUGAGAAAGGUCAGAUCGCAUGGCAUAACCCGGUGGCCAAUACAUCGAUCACGGAAGGAGCCAUGUAUGACAACGCGACCGUGAGUCUCGGGCAGUUCAACAAAGUUUUUGCCGCCAUCCCCAACAGUUAUGUCGGCAACACCACUAUGCGGAACGGGACAUACAACGUAUCAUCGUAUGACUGGGCAGGUUUCCUCGUUGCCCGUCUUUACCAGCGCGAAGAUCCUGAUUUUGACUCGUUGAACCCCGACCUCCUAAUGGAUAUGACUCAAACCGUGUUUCAGUGGGUAUAUAGCACCUACUUUUCAAUAUGGCGCAACAUCUACCUAGAGCCCCUUAUCGAGCCCAUUCAGGCCACGAAUGCCACCGUCACCAGAAGCACCUGGCGCAUGGUCCCGUCGGCCCCGUCGCUUGCCAUUGCCUUGACUAUCAUUGUAUUUGACACAAUAGUGGUGCUCUUGGUAUUUUGGACCCGUCGUGGCCGAUUCCGAGCGCCGCGAAUGCCACGUUCCAUUGGAGCUGUCAUUCCUUGGAUUUCCCAUAGCCAGAUGCUUAAUGAUUUUGCCGACACUCACACAUGGAGCAGUGCCAAACGGCAUGCACACCUCACAUCUUUGAACAAACGUUACGGCUUCCGAAUGUUCAUGGGUGCCGACAACCGCUGGAGGUUCGCGGUAGACCAGGAACCGGAGACUACUAAGCCUCCAGAUGCCCGAUCUGGUGAUUCAGAACCAGAGGGCGACAAAAAUACAUCGAUUCAGUUACAGGAAAUUCGAAGGCCGCAGAGCCCGACUCAGCUUUGA